AUGGGUGACCACAAUGAGGAAGAGAUGUUUCCAUCACUCGAUGAUGAUGGCCUUCUUGACAUCCAGGAGGUUGAUCCAUUAAUCAUGAAUCCAAUGCUUCUUUCAUCCAAAAAAUUCGAUAACGAUAAACCUCCGGACUUAAUUAAACUCGCUGGAGACUCUGAAGAGCUCCGCGACAUUGCUAUCAAAAUGAAGAAGUUAUUUGAGACGGAAGGAUUCGUUAAAUACAGUCGUGAAAACCGAGCAGAUUUGGAAUUCGUUAUAAGAACAUUUGCCUACCAGGUUUCGAAAUUAGCACAACAAUCUAUCGCUCCAAUCGCAAGUGUAGCAUCAGCGCCUGCAAAUAAAGGAAAAGAUGCAAACCAAAAAGAAAAAGCUCAGAUUUCUCAAGAAGACUUCCAGAAACUCACACGCGAACUCUUAAAAGUCCAGCAAGAAGCUGCUGACCUUGAUGCUCGCUAUAAAAUAUCAGAACGUACAAAAGAAGCUCUUCGUAACGAAUUGAAGCAAACACGCGAAGAAAACAAUGCGAUGGCACAAAAGGUUGCCGAGCUUAAUCAUUCUCUCUCAAAGGAAAGAGCUUCUUACGAUAAUAUUAUCCAAAAUCUUAAGAAAGAUUUAAGUACAGCACAAGAUGCCGAACGCGAAGCUAAGGACAAGCAAUCAAUGGCCGAGUUUAAUGUUACCCGUCUCGAGCGUCAAAUUGAUGACUUAAACCAAGAACUCGCAAAUGAAAAAUCGAAUAACGUCGUUACUCGCGCCAAGAUCGAUGCACGUAGCAUCAAAGUUGCUAAUUAUAAGGAGCAGCUUCAGGCUCAAUCAUCAGAAUUGCAUCAUCUCGAAGCAGAAAAUGAAGAUUUGAAGAUGCAAAAUGGCGAAUUAAUGAAUAAGAUCGAAAGCAUGUCCAAUGAAUUGGAAGAACUCAAACCAGAAAAUCUUGCGGCUCAAAAGUCAGAAAAUGAACGUGUAGCUAAGGCAUUAGCUCAAAUUACUUCACUUUGCCAGAGCCAAGCAGAUGAAAUCAACCAAUUAUACAAAUUCAGAACAAAGACAUUAGAUCUCGUUCACAAACAAAACGAAUACAUCGGAACUCUUACAAAUGAACUAACAGAAACACAAAUAGCUCUCGAGCAAAGCAACGAUGCCAGCCAAACAUACGAAACACCUGUUAAAUCACGCGAUAUUACACUAGAAGAGCAGCCAUCUUACAAGACUCAGACAAUUAUCGAAAGAGAUACAUUAGAGCCAAUAAGAGAACUCCUCCGCGACCAAUACGGUGAUCUUGAUAAUGCUGGUGUACAACAAGUUGUCGAAGACCUCCUUAAUUCUAAGGAAAAACAAAAAGAAACAAAUUAUACUCCAGAAUUACUUAAUAUCAUCGAAAACCAGCUCAGAUUCAUCAACAACCUUGCUCGCAGUGGCAAGAUGCAGCUCUUCUUACUCUCAUCUCCAAAGGCGAACGAGACAUUAAUUGAAUCUCAAUCUUUCCGCCAAGAUGUAGCCGUUGAAGUUGCCAGAUGCAGACAAUUCCUAUCAGAGCACGAUCUCAUGCCAGAAUCAGACCUUCCUCCUCCAGACAUGGCUGAAAAAGAUUUCGAGAAAAUUUCAAAUUCCGAAAACAAGCGUAAGGACUUCGAUGUUGCCUCUUUCAGUGCAUUGUCCAGCGAGUUAAUACGCAGAUUAAGCGAAUCCCUUAUCGAUCAGAACAACGAACUCGUUACAAGGAUCAAAUCUGCAUCCGAAAUCAUCAAUUUCGAAGGAACUCCACUUGAGUCCCUCGACUCGAUCAUUAACCAACUUAAGUCGACCAGAGUAUUCACGAAGAACUGCAAAGAUGUCCUUGAAGAAGAAUUUGAUUACAAUAAUCUUGAUGAUUCCUUCUCAAAGAUCUUCCCAUUCGUCAAACAGAUGUCAGGUAUCAGAACAUCCCUUGAAAACGACCUCAGAACUGUCAUCAACUUCGAUGGACCAAUCGAGGAAGUUCCCCUCCGAUCAUCUCAAUUGAUCCAACAGAUUCAGAACGAAUUCGAUUCAUUGGAAGUUUCCACUGUCAAUGACAUGAAGAACCAGUUGCAAGCUGUCCACGAACAGCUCGAGAACGAGAAGGAAACAAGUACAAAUGUCAUUAACAACUUGGAAAUGAAUUUGCAACAGAAACAAAACGAAUUAAAAGAAGCCGAAGAAAGAUUCGCAAACAUACAGAAAGAACUCAAAGAAAAUCAGGACACAUUAGCAGACACUAAACAGAACUUGCAGAGUACAGAAAACAAACUUACUUUGUUACAAGGAACUUACGAUGAUUUAGAAAACGAAAUGAAACGCGUAAGAGAAGAAAACGAAUCAUUGCAAAAGGAAACACAAGACAGACAACAGAAAUACGACCAAAGAGUAUCACAACUUAUAAACCAGGAGAAGGAACAACACGAUCAAGAUGUAAAAUCUUUGACAGAAAAAUUCAAUGAAAAAAUUGACAAAGUUCAGAAACAACUUGACACAAAAAGUGCCAAAUUGGCCGAAGCCAAGAGUACCUUAAAGCAGUUAAUUAAUGAAUAUGAUGUAGCAUUUAGGAAACAGAAAGAGACAACAGCAGCUUUGAGAACACAAAACCAAGCUUUGAUGCAAAGAAUUAAUGAAGGAUCAAUUGGUUCUAAAUCCAAAGGAAAGACAACAACGAAAGAAGAAGCACUUACAAGUGAAGUCAAAGGAUUACAAGCGGAAAGACAGAUAUUACUUGGAAGAAUCGACCAGCUCUCUGCACGUGUUGAUCAAGCACAAAAAGCAAGAGAUUCUUAUUGGCAAAGUCAGCUUGAAAUUAAAGAAAACGAAAUCAGCCAAACCAAGAAAGAUCUCGAGGAAGUUGCAAAGGAAGCACAUCAGAAUUAUUUGGCCAAACUGUCUGCUGUUUUGGAACAGUUUGCUCCUGCUGAUUUCGAUGGAAAUGACCAACAAAUUUUGGAUUUGAUACAAUCUUUGGCUGAUAAAUUAGAAAACGCUGAAAGCCAGAUUAUUGCUUUGAAGAGGAAAGUUAAUUCCCCGAAGAAAGAAGAGAAUCCAAGUGAACAAGUUUCUAAAGCUGUUGCUGCUAUUAAAUCUGUUGACGAAUGGGAGAAAUGGUGCAAGAGUUUGAUCCAAAAUGUUGCUCACGAAAUUCCUCCAACAGAUGCAAAUAAGAUGAGAAAGAAAGUCUCUGAUUUAUGCAUAGCUGGAUCUGCUAAUAAAUCAGCAGAAAUAAUAUCAAGCUUGAGAUUACAGAAGGAGAUAUUCGUGAAAGGUGCAGCAAAUGCAAAACCAACUGUUUUCUAUGGUUGCAAAGGUUUAUUCUUGGCAACAUGGUUCGCUGUCAAGAUGUCAAGGAAUUCUGGCCAGACAUCUACAAUAGCAGCUCCUAAUUCAAGAAGCUUCGUGUCUUUCGUUUAA
This is a messenger RNA of Trichomonas vaginalis G3, 3417 nucleotides long. RefSeq lists its product as uncharacterized. The transcript has a single exon. NCBI's taxonomy places the organism in Eukaryota, Parabasalia, Trichomonadida, Trichomonadidae. Bases 1 to 3417 code for a protein of 1138 amino acids. The record is from RefSeq and is a predicted model, not a curated record.